AAAAUGAAGGUGCUUAUGUUGUUACGACAGCAGCAAAAUUCAAUAGCGUAUUGUGUGAAAGAGAAUAAACCAUGUGUUGUUGGUUGGGUGAAUUUGUAUUUCAAAGAUUGCCUUUGCAAUGUCCGCGAUGAAUUCUCUUUCGGUUUUGGUUUUGUAAGCCUCAUCUGUUGGGCUGUUGCCGAAAUCCCACAAAUUGUCACCAACUUUCGAACCAAAUCUAGCCAUGGCGUUUCACUUGUUUUCCUUCUUGGUUGGGUUAUCGGUGACGUAUUCAAUCUAACAGGCUGCCUUCUGGAGCCUGCAACGUUGCCAACCCAAUUGUACACAGCUGUGCUUUACACAGCGACUACUAUCAUACUAGUGCUGCAAAUCUUAUACUAUGAUUAUUUCUAUAAGUGCUGGAAGCGCAGUGAAAAUGAGACUGGACAAUUAGAGGUUGAAGAGAUACUGAAGAAGCCAUUGAGACCUCAAAAAACAACAGAUUCGGGAAUUCCAAUACCCAGCAGAUCUGCAUCACGCCCCAUGGACUACUAUUUCACGUCUGCAAGAUCAUUGGCUGGUAGUUCAACCCCGCCAUUCAGGUCGAAUCUGAGGCCUAUAGCAAGUGAUCCAUCAGCAGUGGGGCUUAAUAACCAUGAUUACUCUUCAGAUGAUGAUACAGUUGAUGCACCAUUAAAUAUUUCUGUUAGCCAACCUAAGCCUAUCCCUCGAUCUGCAGGUUAUGGAGCGUUCUUUGCAACAGUGUCUGGAAUGCCUCACCAGACAAAAGCUUUACUUGUUGGAUUUGGUGGAAGAAAACUAUUACAAGAGCAUGGGACGGAGCAUAGUGCACUUGGCCAAUGUUUGGGGUGGAUGAUGGCUGCUGUCUACAUGGGCGGUCGGAUACCUCAAAUAUGGUUAAAUAUUAAACGAGGGAGUGUCGAGGGCUUAAAUCCAUUCAUGUUCGUGUUUGCACUCAUCGCCAAUGUCACUUACGUAGGGAGUAUACUACUUAGAUCAACAGAAUGGAGUAAGAUUAAAGCCAAUAUGCCUUGGUUGUUGGAUGCUGUUGUCUGCGUUGUGCUAGACUUAUUUAUCAUAUUACAGUAUGUCUACUACAAAUACUUGCGAAAGAAUCCUUCCACUUCCAAAGGCAGAGAAGACGAAGGAGCCUACAAGAAAGCAAAUAAAAAUUGAGGACAAAUUUCUACAGUAUAUGGCUAGAUGGUGGCUACUUUACUGUA
Messenger RNA from Solanum verrucosum, 1223 nucleotides. Its product is annotated as probable vacuolar amino acid transporter YPQ2. Lineage: Eukaryota; Viridiplantae; Streptophyta; Magnoliopsida; Solanales; Solanaceae. The coding region runs from base 4 to 1176 and encodes 390 amino acids. The transcript is spliced from 12 exons. The record is from RefSeq and is a predicted model, not a curated record.